Molecule: messenger RNA, 3906 nt
Organism: Ziziphus jujuba (common jujube)
Lineage: Eukaryota; Viridiplantae; Streptophyta; Magnoliopsida; Rosales; Rhamnaceae
Product: disease resistance protein RPV1-like
Exons: 5
Coding region: 47-3784 (1245 amino acids)
Biological process (GO): signal transduction; defense response
Molecular function (GO): ADP binding; protein binding
Source: RefSeq, a predicted model, not a curated record
ACCAUUGAAGCCCAUUAUCGUAGUAAUUACUUAUUACAAUUUUUGAAUGGCUCACUUGCUUUCCCAAAUGGCCGCUUCUGCUUUUUCUUCUCCUUCUUCUUCUUCCACCGGUAGAGUGAAACAUGAUGUUUUCUUGAGUUUCAGGGGUGAAGAUACACGCAACAAUUUCACUGCCCAUCUUCAUGCAGCUUUGCACCACAAAGGAAUUCAAGCUUUCAUUGACAACUACCAGCUGAUAAAGGGAGAAGAAAUCUCACCCUCGCUCUCUUUAGCGAUUCAAGAGUCAAAAAUCUCCAUUGUUGUGUUUUCUACGAACUAUGCAUCAUCCAGAUGGUGUUUGGAUGAACUUGUAAUGAUCAUGGAGUGUAGAGAAUCACGCGGACAAUUGGUUUGGCCCAUCUUCUUCAACGUUGAGCCGUCCCAAGUGCGAAAUCACAGUGGUAGUUUUGGAGAGGCAUUAGCCAUGUACGAAGCUAAUCCCAGUCAGAAGUACAAAGAAAAGCUGCCCAAAUGGAAGAUUGCUUUGAACAAAGCUGGUAAUCUAUCCGGAUGGCAUUUAACCAUUGGAGAUGAAUCUUUGUUAAUCCAGAGAAUUGUGGAAGCCGUUUUGAGAAAAUUGGAUCGCACAACCCUGUAUGUCGCCAAGUACUUAGUUGGUAUAGAAGCUCGUUUAGAAAAUUUGGGUUCAUUAAUAAGUCGAGGAGGGAAUGAUGUCCGAAUGGUUGGGAUAUAUGGUAUUGGUGGUAUAGGUAAGACAACCAUUGCUAAAGCUGCUUUCAAUAGAUUUGCUGAUGAGUUUGAAGGUUCAAGUUUCCUUGCAAAUGUUAGAGAAACCUCGAAGCAAUAUUGUGGGCUGGUUAAAUUACAGGAAACAAUUCUGUUUGACAUGUUUGGGGAUAGAAACUUAAACGUUGGGAAUACUCAUAGAGGUAGCAACAUCAUAAGGUAUAGGCUUAGUUGCAAAAGAGUACUUAUAGUUCUUGACGAUGUGGAUCAGUUAGAUCAAUUGGAAACAUUAGCAGGAGGGCAUGAUUGGUUUGGCUCAGGAAGUAGAAUUCUCAUAACUACUAGAUAUAGGCACUUUCUAACAAUUCAUGGAGUUGAUCUAGCAUAUCAGGUUGAGGGUCUCGAUGAUUAUGAAGCUCUUGAACUUCUUAGCUGGAAUGCUUUUAAAGGGGACAAACCUAUAGAAGAUUACUAUGAGCUAUCCAGACGUGUCGUAGGUUAUGCAAAUGGGCUUCCUUUGGCUCUUGUAGUUACAGGUUCCUUCCUAUGUGGUAGGAGCAAACUUGAAUGGAAAAGUGCCAUUGAUAAUUUAGAAAGGAAACCACAUGAGCAGGUUUAUGGAGUACUUAAAUUAAGUUAUGAUGCUUUGCAGGAUGAUGAAAAGGCUAUCUUUCUUGAUAUUGCAUGUUUCUUUGUUGGAGAAGACGAAGAUUAUGUAAUCAAACUGCUUGAGAGUUCUUCUAAUUUUUGUCCAACCAUCGGAAUUGGAGUUCUUACUGAUAUGUCUCUCAUAUCCAUAGAGUCUGGAAAAGUGCGAAUGCAUCUCUUAAUACAGGAGAUGGGCUGGCAAAUUGUUCGGCAAGAAUCUCCUGAAGUUGGCAAACGCAGUAGAUUGUGGUUACCUGAGGAUGUUUUUCAUGUAUUCUUAGAAAAUAUGGGAACAAAUGCAAUUGAAGGCAUUAAGCUGGAGUUACCUGAACCGAAAACCCUAUACCUGAGUGCCAAAGCAUUCAAAAAAAUGAAAAGGCUACGAAUGCUUAUUUUUCAUAAUGUAGUUCUUUCUACAACCAUUGAAUAUCUUCCUACUGGGUUAAGGUCAAUGGAUUGGCAUGGAUAUAAGUUUCCCACAUUGCCAUUAAGUUCUGGUCCGAAACAGCUUGUCAGACUUAGCAUGCUUCAUAGCAAUAUCCAGCAACUUGGGGAAGGAUUUAAGAAUUUUGAAAACCUGAAACUUGUGAAUUUAAGUUCCUCCAAAUUCUUAACCAAAAUCCCUGACCUUUCAACAGCACCAAACCUUGAGAGCUUAUCCCUUUCUUAUUGUACAAAUUUAGUUGAGAUUCAUGAAUCUGUUGGAUCUCUUAAUAGGCUGAGCACAUUGGACCUUCGGUUUUGUUCUAACCUUAAGAUUCCUCCAAGCAGUCUUCGAUCGAUAUAUCUUGAAACACUGGAUCUCUCAAGCUGCUCCAGUCUUGAAAGCUUUCCCAAGAUUGUUGUAAAGAUGAAAAAUUUAAAGAAACUUAGUUUAUCUAGAACUGCUAUAAAAGAGUUGAGUGGCCUCUCAACAACUCCAAAACUUGAGAGUUUAGAUCUUGACCAUUGUACAAAUUUAGUUCUGAUUCAUGAGUCUGUUGGAUUCCUUAAUAGGCUGAGCACAUUGGACCUCCAGUUUUGUCCUAACCUCAUAACUCUUCCAAGCAGUCUUCUAACAGGAUACCUUGAAACAUUGAAUCUCACAGGCUGCUCUAGUCUUGAAAGCAUCCCCAAUAUUGUUGUGGAAAUGAAAAAUUUAAAGAGACUCAGCUUAUCUGGUACUGCUAUAAGAGAGCUACCAUCUUCAAUUGGUAAUCUUGUUUCGCUUCAAAUCUUGAAUUUUGCCUCCUGUAAAAAACUCGAGCAUGUUCCUAGUAGCAUCUAUAAGCUGCAUCAACUUGAGCAUCUUGGUCUUGGUGGUUGCUCAAAGCUCUCAAAGUUUCCAAAGAGCAUAUUCUUUUCAAAUAGUGAUGAAAUGUUCCCAAGUCUUGAGUUGCUUCCUGAUGUCAUUAAAGUUGCUCCUGGUAGAAGUUUGAGGCUUCCCUUUCCCAUGUUAAAGUCCCUUGAUCUUCAAAAAUGUAAUAUAUCAGAAGUUGAUUUCCUUGUUACUUCUAGUGGAUUUAACAAUCUAGAACAGUUAAAUCUAGCUGAAAACAAGUUUGUUAGCCUUCCAUCUAUUCGCAGGCUUGCAAAACUCUGGUAUGUUGAUUUGAAUAAUUGCGAAUUCCUUCAAGAAAUUCCAGAGCUUCCGGGAAAUGUAGCAUUUUUGUUUGCAAGUGGUUGCAAAUCACUCAAUACUCAUAAAAAUGCCACGGCUAACAUCAUACCGAAUAAGAAGUGCUCCGAAAUCCAAGUUAUACUCUCUGGACAUGAUAUACCACACUGGUUUAGCAAUAAAUUGGAACAGCAGUCCAUAACAACUUCUUGUGGAGGAUCUCAUAAAUGGUGUUUUACAUCUAACUUCAUCGUUCAUUCCAACAAAUUCAAAACAGUGAAAGGGAUAAUUAUAUGUGCUGUUUUUGAAUUUGACUGUGUAGCAGUAACGUUUUCAUUACAUCUUGACACAGAGCAUGCUUCGUAUCUAUUUCAUGCAUUGUCAUUCGACUCAAACAAGCAUAAAAAUUUGAAUCCAAGGACAUUCAUUUCAGUAAAGUCAGGUCACAUGUGGCUUCACUAUAUCCCUGGUGAUUUUAUUUGCCUCUCAGAGCUUCCAUUUGGAAUUCGUUACAGAUAUAAGGUCACAUUUUCAGCAAUUCUUAAGGAACGAAUUGAGAAUGUAAUCUCUAAAUGUGGAAUCCACAUUCUAUGGGAUGAAGAUGAGAUUAAAGUCGCUUGUCCGUUUCAGAAUUCAGGAAGUCAACCAAGUAAGAGAAGUUUUGCUGUCUACAACACUUAUGAAGACUCUGAAUCCUGUUGGUUUCCGCAGCAGAAAAGGUACUGUGAACCCUUGAGGAUCAAAGAGACUGUGACAGAUCAGAAUAUGAAGCAAAAACAGUCAACUAAUAUUCAGCCAACAAUGGAAAGUUGAAGUACUACUAAAGACAAAGGAAAAGGUUUGGCGGAUAUGAAUUGGCUGUGUAUAUUGUAAUUAUGAUGCACCAAUUAAGUUCAUUACAAUCUAAACAAUUUUAAUGACAAAUGAAUCCUCUA